Messenger RNA from Chanos chanos (milkfish), 1257 nucleotides. Its product is annotated as voltage-gated potassium channel subunit beta-3. The coding region runs from base 1 to 1257 and encodes 418 amino acids. NCBI's taxonomy places the organism in Eukaryota, Metazoa, Chordata, Actinopteri, Gonorynchiformes, Chanidae. The transcript has 14 exons. Gene Ontology annotation, cellular component: voltage-gated potassium channel complex; membrane; cytoplasm. The record is from RefSeq and is a predicted model, not a curated record. Gene Ontology annotation, molecular function: potassium channel regulator activity; transmembrane transporter binding; voltage-gated potassium channel activity. Gene Ontology annotation, biological process: regulation of potassium ion transmembrane transport; potassium ion transport.
AUGCAGGUGUCAUUUGCGUGUACUGAACACAACCUUAAGAGCCGCAGCGAGGACCGGCUGUGUGGCUUGCGCACUGCCCCUCCACCAGGGGGCAGCAGCAGUGCUGGUGGAGGAGGUGGAGGUGGGGGAAUAGGGCAGGGGGGUAACGGUAACUACAUCCUGCAAAACACCACCAAGACCCGAGAGGUCACAGGGUCACGGCCCACCUCACAAGGUCACGCCCACAUGAAGGAGGCCAUUGGUCGGCACAGCAGCAUGAAGUACAGAAACCUGGGGAAGUCUGGUUUGCGUGUGUCCUGUUUAGGUCUUGGGACCUGGGUAACGUUUGGGUCUCAGAUCUCAGAUGAGAUGGCAGAGAACCUGAUGACCAUAGCAUAUGAGAAUGGAAUAAACCUUUUCGACACAGCAGAAGUGUAUGCUUCAGGCAGGGCUGAAGUCACUCUGGGUAAUAUUUUUAAGAAGAAGGGAUGGCGGAGGUCCAGUUUUGUUGUGACCACCAAGAUCUACUGGGGUGGACAGGCAGAAACAGAGAGGGGACUGUCUAGAAAACACAUCAUAGAAGGCCUCCGUGGUUCGUUGGCCAGACUCCAGCUGGAUUAUGUGGAUAUUGUGUUUGCUAACAGGAAUGAUGUUAACAGUCCUAUGGAAGAGGUGGUGCGUGCAAUGACCUUUGUGAUUAAUCAGGGCAUGGCCAUGUACUGGGGAACAUCACGCUGGAGCGCAAUGGAGAUCAUGGUAGGGAGGCCGUACUCUGUAGCCAGACAGUUUAACCUGAUCCCGCCGGUGUGUGAGCAGGCAGAAUAUCACUACUUCCAGAGAGAUAAAGUGGAGGUCCAACUUCCUGAACUCUACCACAAAAUCGGUGUUGGAGCCAUGACCUGGUCUCCCCUGGCCUGUGGUCUGAUCACAGGGAAGUACAAUGACGGUGUUCCAGAAUGUUCCAGAGCUGCUAUGAAGGGUUACCAGUGGCUGAGAGAGCGUGUGAACAGCGAGGAGGGACGCAGACAGCUUGCCAAAGUCAAAGAGCUCCACCUACUGGCCGACAGAAUGGGCUGCACUGCCGCACAGCUUGCCAUUGCCUGGUGUUUACGCAGUGAGGGUGUGAGCUCUGUGCUCCUGGGUGUUUCCAAUGCAGACCAACUGCUGGAGAACCUGGGUGCCCUACGGGUCUUGUCUCAGAUGACUCCACAGACGGUGAGUGAGAUUGAUGCCCUGCUGGGUAACAAACCCCAUCUGAAGAAGGAGUCACGGGCGUAA